Messenger RNA from Sporisorium graminicola, 2832 nucleotides. RefSeq lists its product as uncharacterized. The record is from RefSeq and is a predicted model, not a curated record. Lineage: Eukaryota; Fungi; Basidiomycota; Ustilaginomycetes; Ustilaginales; Ustilaginaceae. The transcript has a single exon. Bases 1 to 2832 code for a protein of 943 amino acids.
AUGCUGAACUUCUUCCGCAAGAAGGAGGAGCAUCUUGCUCCUCGAGGCGCAAACGGCUCGGAUGACUCGAUCCCUCAGAUGGUGGAGCACCAGGCAUACGAUCUCAGCGAUGCGGCCCAGUCGGCCGGCUCGUACUACUCUGAAAAGUCGCCCGAGGACGACAGCUGGAUCGAUGCUCGCGACGGCUACCAAGUAAUGGCGGCGCACAUUUUCAAGCUGCACAAGCGACGACAAUACUUUUCCGAGGACCUAGUCAUCCCAAGCGGAGUCGCCCUCCGUUUUGCCAAAGGACAGUACAUAGUGUGUCCCGCCGAUGACGAGAGGCUCGAGACCUUCUGCCGCGGAGUGGUCGUCCUCAACUGCGAGGCUGCAAUGACCAUCACAUCUCCAGUGGUCACUGCCAUCUGCACACGCCUGGCUCCCGGAACGGACCAGAUCCCGAUCACUGCGUCUCAACACGUCCAGGUGGUUGAAACGAUGGAACUGCUAGCAGGAGCGCGCAAAGCGCAGAAUGCCUGCUUCGUUCGCCGGAAUAACACCGUGGUCAUCUGGUGCGACCACGUCGAGCAGCUCGGCGAACGUGCUAAAGACCUUGAAGACAAGAUGAUGAAGUUCGUGUGGACCAGUUCCUUCAAGAACAACACCAACAAGCUCAUCCCUGCCUCGAGCAGCUCGAGCAUCGAAGAUUCGGCUAUCCACCAAUUCAAUCAAAGUCAAGCCCGUUUCCGCUCCAUGUCGGUCAGCGAUCACGGCGCUUCCCCCUUCGGUGCCGCUUCGCGCGCCGCUUCCAUCGCUCCGUCGAAUCCUUAUUCCGACUCUCAUGCGGCCAACAUGUCUCCCUCAGGCUCUGACUCCGCCACGCCUACCGGAUUCAACGAGGCCGGUGAUCCGGAGAAGCAAGAGCAGCCCGGAACAGAGGAGAGAACGGUCAACUAUCAAGCACCUCUCCAGCAUGGGCUCGCGGUUGGCCUCGACGUGCUCUUGUGCUUCUUUUUCAUCUCGAAGCUCUUCAAGCUGUGCGUCAUUGAUGGCAACUGGAUGCGGAUGGCGCUGUCUGCGGCUACCAUACCCAUGUUCCCCGUCAUCAUGUUCUUCUGUGACAACGUCAUCGGCGUCGUCUUUCAGCUUCUAGGCCCGAUCCGUCAUCUUCAUCAGAACUCACAGCACUACUCGGGCAAGCCGCCGACGAGGAUCACGGGCCGACUGCCGCACAUCACGAUUCAGAUGCCGGUAUACAAAGAAUCGAUGCAAGGUGUGCUGAUUCCUACAAUCGACUCGGUCAAGAAGGCCAUCAGCACGUACGAGCUUCAAGGCGGCACUGCGUCCAUCAUUGUCUCGGAAGACGGUAUGCAACUCGUUUCGAAGGAGGAGCAGGCUAUUCGACACGAAUUCUACGAGAUCAACAACGUCGGCUGGGUUGCUCGACCCAAGCACGGCACAGACGGCUAUCUUCGCAAAGGUCGCUUCAAGAAGGCGUCGAACCUCAACUUCACCUGCCAGCUCUCGCUCGCGGUCGAGGAGAUGAUGUCUGAAUACCGCCCUCAAACACCUGGUGCCCUGGCAGUGUGGACAGAAGCCGACGAGACCGAACUCUACGACCGCUGCCUGGAAGAGUGUUUGCCCAAGCUUCAUCCUCUCGCGCAAGCCAAAGGCAACAUCCGAUUCGGUGACUUGCUGCUGUUGAUCGAUUCCGAUACUCGUGUUCCAGAGGACUGUCUGCUCGACGCGGCUUCUGAGAUGACCCAGUGUCCCGACGUCGGCGUGCUGCAGCAUUGCUCUGGCGUCAUGCUCGUCACCGACAGCUACUUUGAGCUCGGAAUCGCCUUCUUCACGCGUCUGGUCAACUUUGCCAUCUCGUUUACCGUUGCUGCGGGAGACGUCGCGCCGUUUGUGGGUCACAAUGCGUUUUUGCGCUGGUCUGCGAUGCAGGAGGCGUCGUUCAUCGACCCGGAGGACGGUAUCCGCAAGAUCUGGUCCGAAUCGCACGUCUCUGAAGACUUUGAUAUGGCUUUGCGUCUGCUCAUGUGCGGAUACAUCACCAGGUGGGCCACCUACUCGAACAACGGCUUUGAAGAGGGUGUCUCGCUCACCUGCGACGACGAGCUCAAUAGGUGGCAGAAGUACGCAUUUGGCUGUUCCGAGCUCGUCUUCCACAGGCUUUGGGAGUGGCCCUACCGUGGUCCGCUCACCAAGCUGUUCCGCACCUUCUUGUGGAGCAACUGCUCGCUUCACUACAAAUUUUCUGCCUGCUCCUACAUCUUUUCCUACUACGCUAUCGGCUUGGCAUUCCCUUCUUGCUUUGCUCUCUAUCUGGUCCAAGGGUGGUUCGAUCCGACUUUGUUGCCGAACGCCUUCUUGCCGCCUUUCCAGAUCUGGGUCGCUGUGGUAGUCGUCUUCUCUGCGGGCGGAAACGUGGCUCAGAUCCUUGCGAGAUAUCGUGCCAAAAACGAUACUCUGUUCAAUCUGGUCAAAGAACACCUGCUCUGGAUUCCAUACAUGAUGAUCUUCUUCGGCGGUCUUUCGUACCACGUAUUGACGGCGCUCCUGUCGCAUCCUCUCGGCAUCAACAUGACUUGGGGCGCCACGCUCAAGGAUUUGGAGGACAGCAACUUCUUCAUCGAGGUUCCGCUCAUCUUCAAGAAGUUCUGGAAGGUGCUGCUGCUGUCCAUUGGGUGCAUCGCGGCCAUUGUCGUCUUCCAGCUGCCACACGUCCUGCCGCUCGAGUGGCAGAUCCUUGGCUUCUUCACCUACUGGCCCCUUUUGCUGCUGUGCAUUCUGCACAUUCUCUAUCCGAUUGCUCUCAACCCGGCUCUCCUCCGCUUCUCCUUCUAG